This is a messenger RNA of Purpureocillium lilacinum, 711 nucleotides long. RefSeq lists its product as uncharacterized. The record is from RefSeq and is a predicted model, not a curated record. NCBI's taxonomy places the organism in Eukaryota, Fungi, Ascomycota, Sordariomycetes, Hypocreales, Ophiocordycipitaceae.
AUGAAGUCCUUUGUCGCCGUCACCACCUUCGCCGCCGUGGCGCUCGCCACCACACCUACUACCGCGGAGAACUGCGCCAUGCACUGCAACUUGGCCAUGGACGGCUGCGUAGCGACUGGCUCGCCCAUCUCCGUCUGCACUGACGUGUACAUCGAGUGCCUCGGCUACAACCCCUACGACGAGGUGCCCUUCACGAAGCCCACCAAGUGCCACCUGGUCGGUUCCCCUGAAUUCUGCGCCGACAGGUGCAACUCGUCCAUGGACGGGUGCGUCGCCGCCGGCAAAGCCAUCAAGGACUGCACCGAGACUUACGUCAAGUGCCUCGGCUACAACCCUUACGAUGAGACGCCGUUCACGAAGCCCAAGGCUUGCCGCGCCUCGCACGUCCGCCGUGACGCUUGCGCCGAUCGGUGCAACACGGCCAUGGACAAGUGCGUCGCGGGCGGCAACGCCAUCAAGGGCUGCACCGAGACCUACGAGAAGUGCCUCGGCUACAACCCUUAUGAUGAGGUGCCGUUCAAGAAGCCCACGACUUGCCGCAAGGAGCACCUUCCUCGUGACGCGUGCGCCCGCAGGUGCAACUCGGCCAUGGACAAGUGUGUCGCCGGCGGCAAUGCCAUCAAGGACUGCACUGAGACUUAUGAGAAGUGCCUCGGCUACAACCCCUACGACGAGGUUCCCUUCAAGAAGCCCACUUCUUGCCGCAAGUAA